CGUCAUGCGCGUGUUACGAUGAAGUUGCAGUGUGAUGUGGAGGUUGUGAAUCGGAUGUUGCCGACUGUCGGUCUGAAGAAUAAAGGUAAAUCCAGUCGAGCGGUUUUAUCCAUCGGGAAACAUGUGGACAGAAGUUCUCACAGCAGCAGUUUGUAUCUGUUAAUCUGCACUGCCAAAGAUAGAAGCGGAUCCAAAUACAAGCUGAAGGAGAACAUUGAGAAGUUCUUCACAUGGUUUGUUGAAGAAGGUAAAGCUACAGUUCGACUGAAGGAACCGGCUAUUGACAUCUGUUUGAGUAAA
Messenger RNA from Myxocyprinus asiaticus (Chinese sucker), 300 nucleotides. RefSeq names its product leucine-rich repeat protein 1-like. The annotation marks the transcript as partial. Lineage: Eukaryota; Metazoa; Chordata; Actinopteri; Cypriniformes; Catostomidae. The record is from RefSeq and is a predicted model, not a curated record. The transcript is spliced from 3 exons.